GACACCUUGUACUCUCUUACGUUGUUGGACGCAUUUCUCCCCCGACUUGGCCACGAUGGUUGCGUGGUCCACGCGAACAUAUAAAAAGCCGCGACCAGAAGCCGCGGCACUUCAGUCUUUUCAAAAAUAUCAUAAGGAUGGCUCUAGAACGUCAAGUGCGCGCCAAGAUCGCGUCAAAGCGCAAUCCGGAGCAAGAGAGAGAAGCGCAGGAAUGGAUUGAGUCGAUCCUAGGCAAGAAAUUCCCUCCCGGCGAGUCCUUCGAUGAUGUGCUUAAGGACGGUCAGGUUCUGUGUCACGUCAUGAACAAGAUCUCGCCGGGAUCGGUGCCGAAAAUCAAUUCUACCGGCGGACAGUUCAAGAUGAUGGAGAAUAUCAAUUUGUUCCAAAAAGCUCUCAAGGACUACGGGGUGGAUGACGUCGACGUUUUCCAGACGGUGGACUUAUGGGAGAAGAAAGACAUGGCGCAAGUAGUUACUACGCUGUUCGCCCUCGGCAGGACGACCUACAAACAUCCCGAGUGGAAGGGACCUUACCUAGGACCUAAACCGUCGGAGGAGUGCAAACGUGAGUUCACUGAAGAACAAUUGCGGGCUGGCGAGUCGGUGAUCGGUCUGCAGGCGGGUUCCAACAAGGGUGCGACCCAAGCCGGUCAAAGUCUCGGCGCGACCCGCAAAAUCCUGCUUGGAAAGUAAAUCAAAAGUUCAGCGCAGCGGACUCUCUCUCUCUCUCUCUCUCCACUCCACUCCACUCCGCUCCACUCCACCUCCUUCUUCUUCUUUCCACUCCUUAGAGCUAAAGUACUUUUUUUAUGUACACAAAUGGAAUGUAUACUUUACUUUUGUAAUUAAACAAUAAUUAGUUUGCUAUUUAUUGAUCCGCCUCAUCACUUGACAUCUUGUGAAGGAUAUCUACUAUAUAACGCGCGGUAAAUAUUCUAUUCUUUUAUAAAAAUUAGAAAAGAUACAUCUAUCGCCAGUUCAAUGUACUCGACGAUGUUGAUCUCGCCGUUGAUUGAAUGAUAAAUUAAUUUUUAUAAUUGAGCAAACCGUUAUCAUUAUUUAUUUUGCCUAUCUCCGCACAAUUGUGUCAGCUGUCUCGAGAGAUAUUCUGUCGACUAUAGAUAUGUGUUUCAAAAAUAACUGUUGCUCAAAGAAAAUUCUAAAUAAAGUUCUAUCCAUCCGAAAAACA
This is a messenger RNA of Odontomachus brunneus, 1188 nucleotides long. It is a transcript of the gene Mp20, whose product is annotated as muscle-specific protein 20. NCBI's taxonomy places the organism in Eukaryota, Metazoa, Arthropoda, Insecta, Hymenoptera, Formicidae. The coding region runs from base 138 to 692 and encodes 184 amino acids. Gene Ontology annotation, molecular function: protein binding. The transcript has 4 exons. The record is from RefSeq and is a predicted model, not a curated record.